CCGACUUUUACCUUCAGUUACAGACGAGUUUCAGAGCAGUGCGGUUCGCAGCGAUCGUUGUGGAGAGAAACUUAAGCUAAAGCAAUUAUAUACGAGUUUUUUUUGGGAAAUUAAAAAAUAUAUAAAUAAUCUCAUUAAGGAAAAGUUGGCGAGAUACCAUAAAAUAAAAGAAAUUGUGAAAGUUCAUUGAAAUUACGAGCGGAAAUAUAAAUCAUAUACAAACAAGUACAUAAAUAAGUAUAUAAGUGGCAAAAAUAAAAUUGUUGUUGAAUAAGCAAUAAUACAAACCAAUAAAAUAUUAGCAACCGGAACACGCGCAAAUUUUCCUAAAAGUGUUGAGAAAUUCGCAAAUCGCAAUUCGCAACAGCGUCGCAGUCAAGGAUAUAAAUAUAAAAAGCAAAAACAAAAAAAAAUAAUAAAUUAAAAGCAGUGCUACAAAAUACGAAGAGAGCAAACUUAGAGAGCGAACACAACCAGCAGUCAACUAGCAACCAACACUAGCAACAUGUUGCCACAACAUCAGAUGUUAACACUGGCCAUUGCCAUGCUGUUUGUACUGGCGAACGGCGCGGCUGGGCAGCAGCUGAAGGGCAACCAAGAGGAUCCGUGCAAGGUGAAAGGACGUGUGGUUGGCGAUGAAGUCUAUUGUGACCGUUAUUGGGAGUGUGUCAGCAAUCAGCCCGAGCUUUACGAUUGCCCCAAUGGACUGGUCUUUGCCGGCAAGCAUCGUGGCGUUACAGAAGGCUGUGAUUAUCCGUGGCGCGCCAACUAUUGCGAGGGCAAGCAAUUAGCGAAUGGUCCCCUAUCGACGGAACAUUGCGACUGGUUGUACGGCAUCUUCGGGCAUGAGACCUCCUGCACACGUUAUUGGACCUGCUGGAAUGGCACCGCCACGGAGCAGCUUUGCAUCGGCGGUCUGCUGUACAAUGAGAAUGCCCACAGCUGCGAUUGGCCGGAAAAUGUAGAUGGUUGUCAGAAGCAUCCUCUCUGCAAUGAUGAUGCCAACGGUAAUGUCCCACUGGGUAAAUCGUGCAACCGUUAUUGGCAAUGCCAGGGCGGUUAUCCACGCUUGCAACGUUGUCCCGCUAUGUUGGUAUUCGAUCGGCAUUCGCUGCGUUGCGUCGUUCCCCCGACGGAGGAGUGCGAUAUACCAACAACGCCAACGCCACUCGACGGCGAGGGAGAGAACAACAAUGUCGGCGGCGGUCAGCUGUCCAAGGACGAACAGGAGCGAAAGCUGGCCAACGAAGGUGUGCCGCCAUUGCCGUUGCAAGGCAAGAACUUUCAACGUGCUAGAAAUUAGAAAUUCCAAUCAAAAUGCAGAGGAGGAAAGUGGCGCCGUAGAGCUCGAGAGCUGGAGGUGAGAGAGAGGUGAGAAGUGCGUAUAAGCGGCGGUAAUAUGAGGAGUUAAGAGAUCACCGAGUUGAGAGGUGCUAUGACAACGUGGUGGAAGAUAAAGUAGAACAACAUAACGGUGGUUUCAAAUUAAAAUGCAACGAAAGCAAAUAUGCAGCAACAAGACGUUGGUGCAACAAUAACAAUAACAAUGAAGAGCAAAUAAAUAAUAAAAGGAAAAUAUAAAAAUGCAGGAAUCAUAAUGACGGUAAUAGAUAGGGAAGGUAAGAAAGAGCAGGAGAAAGAAAAGAAAAAGUAGAGAGAGAGAGUGGCAGAGUGCGGCGCAGUAACGCAGCGGCGCUUAAGUGUACAUCAUACUAAGCUACCUAUCAUUGGUAAUGUGAGCGGUGUGAAAAUUCCAGCUAACUAAAUUUUGUGACACGGUUCCGACAUAUUGGGUUAACGGUGUCGUGCGGCAAAGUCAAAAUGGCAUGCUCGAGUGACGCUACAAUUAGUUUGGAACACCUUAGCGUGCUCGAGACAUAUUCAGCAGAGCGUGUAAUUUCGAGUGGCUACUAAAAUAACAACAACUGCGAAGUUGUCAGCAAGGAUAAGCUUAUAAACUAACGGUAUUAGUGUCAUAUUUGUCAUACAAGCGCUGCAACAACAACGCUAUUAUCUACUUUGACAGCUUUCUCAGCAGCCUGUGACAAUUUGAAUUCAGCUUAACCGCUCCCAACCGAUGUUUAGCCACUUUGACCGCGGUUAGCGCAACAUCAUUAGUCUCAAGCGCUGUUCCGUGCACAUUUUUAGCAACAACGAAGAUAGUUAUUAUAAAAAUG
Molecule: messenger RNA, 2177 nt
Organism: Bactrocera dorsalis (oriental fruit fly)
Lineage: Eukaryota; Metazoa; Arthropoda; Insecta; Diptera; Tephritidae
Product: protein obstructor-E
Exons: 6
Coding region: 506-1303 (265 amino acids)
Cellular component (GO): extracellular region
Molecular function (GO): chitin binding
Source: RefSeq, a predicted model, not a curated record